AUGGCGACGAUCAUGACGAACGACGAAGGGGAUGAAGAUGGCCACUGCUCUUUCCUUGUGCAGUCCGCCUUAUCUCAGCGUGAGAUGGGAAAGAAGGAGAGGCCAAGUGUGGAAACGGGGGUUGGUUUCGACAGGGGAGGAGGGCAGGAACGAACGGAGAGAGUUAGAGAAGCUGACAGGGGUGGGCAACAACUGGCGAACCCACUUUUUGUCCAUUUCCCCUGA
This is a messenger RNA of Sporothrix schenckii 1099-18, 225 nucleotides long. RefSeq lists its product as uncharacterized. The record is from RefSeq and is a predicted model, not a curated record. The transcript has 2 exons. Lineage: Eukaryota; Fungi; Ascomycota; Sordariomycetes; Ophiostomatales; Ophiostomataceae. Bases 1 to 225 code for a protein of 74 amino acids.